UGCUGGUCAUGUGACGUGGAAGGACGAAAAAAGAAAGAAGAUAAGGAGAAAGGAGGAGAAGUAAAUGGUGAAAACAAAGGAUUACAAAAUAACAGGGACGCUGUCAGACUAUAGCAGGAGUCCUAAUCGGCAGAGGGACCACAGCCCUGAUGCUCAGCCUCAGUGUGUACAAACUUUGAGCGGAGGGGACAAAGACACAAAGAGUAUGGAGACAGAAUGAGUUUGGAUGUCCAGGAGUGAUGGAGAGGACAGCACACAUCAUGGACACGUAAAUAAAGAAUCGUCUUGGGUUAAAGAGAAGGUGAGAAGAUGAAGCUGAAUGAACGCAGCGUAGCACACUAUGCCACCUGUGACUCGCCGCCAGACAAGACGGGCUUCCUUUUUAAGAAGGGUGAGCGCAACACAGCUUAUCACCGGCGCUGGUUCAUUCUGAAGGGAAACAUGCUCUUCUACUUUGAGGAGCGCGACAGCCGAGAGCCCAUUGGUGUCAUUGUCCUUGAAGGGUGCACUGUGGAACUGUGCGAGUCGGCUGAGGAGUUCGCCUUUGCCAUCAAGUUUGACUGCCCCAAAGCACGGGUGUAUAAGAUGGCUGCUGACAGCCAAGCAGCCAUGGAGUCUUGGGUGAAAGCGUUGUCUAGGGCCAGCUUCGACUACAUGAGGCUGGUGGUGAAGGAGCUGGAGAGGCAGCUGGAAGAGAUCCAGGAGGCAGGAGGAGGUAACUUUGGUGGGGCUGGAGUUGGAAGUUUGCAGGGUAAGCCUAAGGUGUCCAGACGAAACCAUGUUGCACGGUCCAGGUCCGGAGCAUCCUCUUUGUCUUCAUCUUCAUCCUCUUUAUCAUCGUCAUCGUCAUCAGGUGCCCUUGCUAUGUCGGUAUCUGCUCAAAAGGGCGUCCAGGAUGAGGUACAGCUUCCCUCUGGGUGUUUCAAAGAGAAUGGGGUUACAUGGAGUAAACAACCAGCGGCCUUGACUAACGGUGUAGUUGAGGGAGGGGCUUCCUCUGUGGCCUGGGAUGGCUGUGCAGACCCUGCGACUGGUCAUGGAGGUGAUGGGGCCAGGGCUCCACCAGUGCCACCAAGGCGAACAGGAGCAUCUCUGGAAAGCCCCGUCUGCCCUGGCACCGGCUGCUUCUCCAAACUCCAUGACUGGUACGGAAAAGAGGUGGAGGACUUGCGAACGGAGUGGCUGCAGAGCCAGUAAAUGAAUGGAAAUGAAUAAUUCCCAUAUUUUAUUAACAUCAUUCCUUCUGAGCAUCUUAAAAUGCAACACUCAAAUCACUAAUCAAAAAAAAAUAUGAGAUUGUUUCCAGAUCUUGUCUGGCACAGGGGAAAUAAUCAAUCAGUAUAACACUAUCUAUUUUCAAUCCAAGAAACAUUAAAAUACAAAAUGUGCUCCUUUUUUUUCUACGCCGUUGCUCACGGUCAUUUGCCGAGGUUAGUUAAAGCUGUAGGGUAUAACUUUGGUGAUUUGUGUCUUAUUAUUAUUCCUGUCUCUGUUAGGUCUUCAUGAACAGAAAUGAUGUAGCAUUGUUUGUAUGCCGUGUCCUUCAUCUGAAAAUAGCUCUGUAAAACAGUACUAUCAGUGUUUGUGUGUACAGUGGCAGCACAGUGGUGGGCAGGGACAAGAAGUGUUUAUCCCUUCAAACUGUUUGAAUGACAGUCUGUUUGGUGCACACUUCUUUGUCUUUUCAGUCAUGCUUCAAUCUAUUUGCCGGCUUUAUUGCUUUACCAGCACAACAUUGUUGUUGCUUCUGUCGUCUCGACAUAAAACAAAACAUUUCCUGGGUGCGGUGGGUGAAUGCUGAGAAACACAGAGAGAAUAGGAUAGAGCUAAAAAGCUUGAUCACCAUUGUAUGAACUAAUUUCCUGAUGGUUUUAAUGUAAUGGGCGUUUGUUUAACUUUAAAUUUUAAUACUGCAAUUCUAAGUGUACAAUUAUGAAAAACACCAGGUUUUUUUUACAAAACUAAAUUGUAAUUCUGUUAUGAUCAAGAUUUCUUCUGCCAAUCAAGUUUCCACAUGUACUUGUGAGAUUGUCUCAGAGUCAGUUUUCUUCAAGGCUGUUGAAACGCAAUCUAAAAUAAAGUUUUAGUAAGUUACACCUACAAGCAAUUACACUGAAAACUGUAUGAAAAAUCCCACAGCAAAAAGCUGCUAAGAUCACAGCUCUUUUUCUUGAUAUAAGAGAAAAUUAAGUCCCUAGUGACACCCAGGUUUAAACUGGUGAAGAUGAAAUGGUUCGAUUGCUUUGAGGAACGCGCUUAAAUCAGUACGUAUGAUAAAGUUAAAAGAAACCGCAGUAAAACGUUUGAACAGUCGGUGAUAUUUUUACACACCAAUGGCUUGGGCUGUGUUAGCAUCUAUAUUCUUGAUUUUCAGCUUCCUGUAACUUUUACACACACUUCAAAGUGGAUCUUUUUAACAUGUCAAUUUGUAGAGAAAGGAUGAUUCUCUUGGGAUUAUUGUUUUUGGGGGAAAAAGUGGCCCAGUUUCCCCUCCUUACUCCCACAGGGGCAUAUCUCACCUCAGAGACCUUGUGGUUUUUAAUGUCAGAGCAGCCUCUCCACAGUCACUGGGGACUGUAGUGGGGGCUGGAUGCCUCGCUCAGAGCAACACAUCCCGGUAUUUUUAGCCCUUGUUUGCCAGCAGCAAGAUGAGGCUGUGUCAUAAGAGUGCUUGUCACUUAAUUCUCUUUUGACACUUGUAUUUCUUAAAACUCUGAUUGUUACUCCUUGAAUGUGUGCGCCUUAGCACUUGUCUUUAUAAGUGUCUGUUAGUUUCAUGAUAUACGUGCAAAUCAUUGUUUGUUUUUUUCUUGUGAGAAUGUUUUAAUCCGUAUGGUACUGAAUGAGUGUAAAAAAAAAAUGGAGACAUACUGUAUUCUCUUACUGUGCGACCAUCUAACCUUGUGGUUUGUUUAUAUUCCAUGUUGGAAAUUAACAGUAAUAUGCAAAAAUGAACCUUUUUAAAAUGUUGCUCAUAUGACAUUCCAUAUUUAAUCACAUAGCCAUUUCACUUUUUUGUUUUAUAUGUGCCUUCUGUUGUCUUUAUACUCCUGUAAUUGCACUUUUACCCGACUGCAGCGAUAGGGGGCUCGACUUUUCCCUCUUUUUGAUGCUGCUUCCAUUAUUCAUCCUUUCUUGCCAAAGGCUCAUCACAGUGCAAUCACAUUUUGACAAUGGCUCAGUUCCUUCAGUGUGCAUCAAUGCACACCACUGUCAUUUGCUUGUAGAGAGAUGACAGUGUGGGAAAAGAAGGUACUGUUGUUUGUAAUUUUAUUUAAACUGGCAUGAGGAUCCUUUCUGACAAAAAUCAUGCUUGAGUUACUGCCAAUUUUUAUGCUCUCCAGAAAUGGUAUCACUGUAGUUACAGUCAGCAUCAGUCUGCUCCCACCAUAAUACUGAAAGUAAUUUGUGAAUGUGUCAAAUCGAUCUCCUGAAUGAAUCCUGAAUAAUUUCAAUCGUUUCGUUUUGUGCCAAAUGAGGUGAGAAACAUUAACAAUCACUGCAAUCAUCGUUUGUUGGUUCCACUAACUUUUAUGAUUCCUGUCACAUUUGUCAGCAUUAAAGUGAACACUAUGAAUAAUAAUAUAUGGGAUAAUCAAUAAUAAUCUGUUGUCUCUUACAUGUUAUCCUGAAAAUAUUUUUGUUAAUGAAACAUUUGCUGUAAAACAGUCAAUAAACUUUAUUAUCAUAUUA
Molecule: messenger RNA, 3693 nt
Organism: Solea senegalensis (Senegalese sole)
Lineage: Eukaryota; Metazoa; Chordata; Actinopteri; Pleuronectiformes; Soleidae
Gene: pheta1
Product: PH domain containing endocytic trafficking adaptor 1
Exons: 3
Coding region: 310-1197 (295 amino acids)
Biological process (GO): endosome organization; receptor recycling; retrograde transport, endosome to Golgi
Cellular component (GO): trans-Golgi network; recycling endosome; early endosome
Source: RefSeq, a predicted model, not a curated record